GACAGGUGUGAGCACAGACCGCAGGAGGAGAGACAGAGGGAACACUGACCUGAUUCCUUAGAGUAAACAGAUUAAAUCUAGUGGACAAACGGCACCAUGCUGAAUGAGACAGACCUCCACCUGUCCGAGUACGGCUUCGAGCGGAGGUUUGACGAGAGAGGAGCCAUCCUGUGGAUGCAGGAGAACUGGAGUAUAUCUUUUACGUUCAGUGCUUUGUACGCCGCCCUGGUGUUUGGAGGUCAGCACUUCAUGAAGUCUAGACCCAAAAUGAACCUGAGGGGGCUCCUGGUCCUCUGGUCCCUCAGCCUUGCCAUCUUCAGUAUCAUCGGGGCGGUUCGGACCGGCUCCUACAUGUUCCACAUCCUGAGCAGGAGCGGCUUCAGGUUCUCCAUCUGUGACCAGAGCUUCUACAACGCACCCGUCAGCAAAUUCUGGGCCUACGCCUUCGUGGUGAGCAAGGCUCCAGAGCUCGGCGACACAGCGUUUGUGGUGCUGAGGAAGCAGAAGCUGCUCUUCCUGCACUGGUACCACCACAUCACCGUGCUGCUGUACUCCUGGUACUCCUACAAAGACAUGGUGGCGGGCGGCGGCUGGUUCAUGACCAUGAACUUCUCCGUGCACGCGCUCAUGUACAGCUACUACGCUGCCCGUGCGGCUGGCCUGCGCGUGCCGCGGCCGUUCGCCAUGCUCAUCACCAGCGCUCAGAUCAUGCAGAUGGGGAUGGGGCUCACGGUGAGCUGGCUCGUGUACUCGUGGAUGCAGCACGGCGGCUGCCCCUCCCGUCUGGACAACAUCGUCUGGGCCGCGCUCAUGUACCUGAGCUACCUGCUGCUCUUCUCCAACUUCUUCUACCAGACCUACCUGCGCCACCAAAGCCAAGCUACCACCACAGAGACAGCCAAGACCACUAAGACCACCAAGACUGAGUAGAGACCGUCUGAGGUUGACCCAGCAGGAUUAUGGAUGAUCCGUCAUAGGGACAGAGACUGAAGCUGAUAACUUUUAAAAACCGAUACUUAAAUGAAGUGUUGACCUCCUGCAGAGCUCAAGAUCAAGACAAGCCCCCCCCCCUUAGAAACUCAGAAGAUUCAAAUCCUGCAGACUGAAGCAGGUCUGUGUCCUGGUCUUCAGACUGCAGGACACAGACCUGCUUCAGUCUGCAGACUGGAGCAUGUCUAUGUCCUGGUCUAUAGUCUGCAGACUAAAGCAGGUCUAUGUCCUGGUCUAUAGUCUGCAGACUAAAGCAGGUCUAUGUCCUGGUCUUCGGUCUGCAGACUCAGCAGUCACGUGUAACAAACGUGAGGCUCAGAUAUCAAAGGGUGAAACCUCGGCGUCGCAUUCCAGCAGAGUGAUGAAACCAGGUCCUUCAUCCCCGCCUCAGACUGGGUUAACUGGUCCAACUUCACCACACCUCUCUGCCUGUCUGAGAGCAGCCAAUCAGGAGGCAGCAGUGUGUGCCUCCCAGGUGUAGAAUGUGAGUCACGGACAGGUGUGUUAAGAUGAGACAAUGAAGUCACAGAGCUCUGAAAGCUCUGUGAUGGAGCGGCUCAUCAUGUCUGUCUGUCAUGCCGCUCCACGCCGCCUCCUCUUUCAGAUCUCUCAGAGAACCACUUUAUCUCUGAUCCUCAGAAUCCAAACUCCGUCAGAGUUUCAGAGCGGCCCCUUUUACAGACAUUUGACUUAUUCAGACACGGAAACCAGAAGUGUGUCAGGACCAGCAGAAGAAAAACUGCAAACAUGAAAUAUCUGCUUUUAAUCAGCGAGCGGCUGAUUUCUUCUUCUGUGGUGCAACGUGUGUAGAAACAGAAGGCACAGUUCUCACAUCAGUUUUAUUUCUCUACAGGUGUUUUUAUAUUUUUAACGUGAACAUGUAAAACGAGUGUUUUAGGGAUUCACCAGCCGCGGAGGAACAAAAGAGAACUCUGUAUUCAGUAUUUAUGUGACGUAUGACGGCUGCCAGUCGGUGCCCUGAACAGUCUCCAAACACUGCUGAGGUUUUCACUUUCACUUCAUGUUUAAACUGUAUUCAUAGUCACGUGGUGUCAAUCCCUCAGUGCAUAUUUAUAUUAUCUCCAGUAUGAGUGAACUGAAGGUCUCUUCCUCACAGGGUGGUCUGGCUGCUCCUCCUGGUUAUUAUUUAUUCAUAUUUCAAUGUGUGACAGUGGAAGUCUGAUGAAUACAAAUGUGAGGAUUUUCUGUAUGAACACACUGAACUCAUUUUAUGACUCUGCUGAUGAUGAAUGAAAGACUGUCAGGUUAAAAUAUUUUAUUUAUUGUUUGAAGAGAUGUAAUAAAGACGCUGUUUAUACA
Molecule: messenger RNA, 2310 nt
Organism: Notolabrus celidotus (New Zealand spotty)
Lineage: Eukaryota; Metazoa; Chordata; Actinopteri; Labriformes; Labridae
Gene: elovl6l
Product: ELOVL family member 6, elongation of long chain fatty acids like
Exons: 4
Coding region: 97-930 (277 amino acids)
Biological process (GO): fatty acid elongation, monounsaturated fatty acid; fatty acid elongation, saturated fatty acid; fatty acid elongation, polyunsaturated fatty acid
Cellular component (GO): endoplasmic reticulum membrane
Molecular function (GO): fatty acid elongase activity
Source: RefSeq, a predicted model, not a curated record